Molecule: messenger RNA, 1516 nt
Organism: Exaiptasia diaphana
Lineage: Eukaryota; Metazoa; Cnidaria; Anthozoa; Actiniaria; Aiptasiidae
Product: delta(7)-sterol 5(6)-desaturase erg32
Exons: 5
Coding region: 217-1275 (352 amino acids)
Biological process (GO): sterol biosynthetic process
Molecular function (GO): C-4 methylsterol oxidase activity; iron ion binding
Source: RefSeq, a predicted model, not a curated record
ACUUCGUGACCACAAAGGUACUGCUGGUUUGAUGACGAUAUGCUGUACUCUCAUUGGAUCCUUUUUUUGAUUUCUUUCUCCCUUUACUGACAUUKAAAAGCAAUUUUACUUUGCUUCAAGACUUUUGUGCCCAAUUUAAAACUUCUCAUUAGGUUCUUUUUUGGCUGAACUCGAAAAUAGCAACAAAUCAAAUCAGGAUUUGGAUUCUCAGAAAGCAUGAAGCUCUUGGAUGUUAUAGCGCGAUCGGAGGCCUUUGUAAAUGCAUUUGUUGGGAAAUUCUCAAUUUUCUGGCGACAUAUGCCAGGUACUUUGGGAAUAAUAAUCGUCGGGAUUUUGACAACGAUCUUGGGUGGUGCCCUUCAAGGUGAAUGGACCCUAGUUCUUGUGUUGGCAUGUAAGCAGUUUGGCAUCAAKAUACCAGCCUCUGCAUCAAUACAGGAUGAGGGAACAGGAUUGUUGGAAAACAUAGGGCUGAAGGAUGUUCGUUGGCAUAUUUUAAUCAAUAUUGCCAGCUCUACACUGAUAUACGUUGCACUUGGUGGAUUCCUGCRGUGGUAUUUCUAUGUCAGGCAAAAGGAUGAACCUGAAAAGUGGAAGUGCCAACCAAAAAGAUUUCUUUCUCAUGAGGAUGCGGUGCACGAGUUUGCACUAGGUGCUUUCAACACCGUCCUUGGUGCAGUAGUCUUUGCAGUGGUUUCCUGUUACAUUGCUAAUGGAGGCUACACAACUGUUUAUUAUGAUCCGCUGGAGCGAGGCUGGGUGUAUCUUGUGUUGUCUACUGUAGGGUUAUUCUUAUAUGAAGAUGGGUGYUUCUAUUACUAUCAUCGCAUGCUCCACUGGCCAUUCGUUUAUAAGACGCUCCAUAAGGUGCACCACCGCUACAAAGCUCCUACAUGCUUUAGCUCCAAUGCAAUGCACCCAGUUGAGUUUCUCGGUUUUCAAGUUUUCAUUACUUUACCAGUGUUCUUGUUCCCAAUCAAUGCAGGUGUGUAUGUUGGCAUGUUACUGUACCUUUACUACUUUGGUAUGAUYUGCCAUUCUGGAAUUAAACUCGACUCAAUCUAUCCUUGGCAACCACCCGUCAUGUUCCAUGAUGACCAUCACAAAUAUGCCAAUUGCAAUUUUGGCUUCAACCUAAUGAUUUUUGACAAACUCCACGGCACGUUACGCAGAAAAGAUGGUUAUUAUGAUGUAGGAGUUUUUGAAGGGAAAGGUCGCCGACAGUACAACCCAGAAGAAAAGAAACUGAAAUCUGAAGAAACGAUGGCAUAUUGAAGGGAGCCAACUUACAGAGCUGAUACAUUAAUCUUGAUAUUGACUAAGCAUCAUCGACUGGAAUGAUCUCAGUGUGAUCUGGAGUCUCUUUUUGAAUAGUGAACGUAAGGCAGGAGGAACCGACGGGGUCUCAGUCUUCUAAAUAACUGUUCUUGUACGAUUUUUUUUCCUGGGAAAGGGAUUUUGAGCUACAUUAAUUGCUACAAUCUCACAAGCAAGUGUGCCUUCCUUUCCUUCUUUG